GCCAGCCGAGGCGGUGCGGGGCACGAUGGGUGGUGGCCAGGUGCGGGGCCCGAAGAGGGCGGGGGCUACAAGGCAGCUCCAGGGUGGGGCUGCACAGCCGCGGUCUGGGCUCGGCCACUGCCAAUGUGUGUGUUGGGAGGUGUCCCGUGGUGGGGAAUUUGGUCUGAAAGAGUAGGAGGUGGUAGAAAUGACACCGGAGAGAAUUCACAGCGGUCCUGCUGUGAUUGUGGCCACGGAAACAACGGUCCAUCCUUGCAACCACCCCAACGAGGUCGCGGGACAGGCGAUGCGUUCCUCGGCGGCAGAUCAGACCUAUUGUGACCGCCUGGUGCAGGACACGCCUUUCCUGACAGGCCACGGGCGCUUGAAUGAGCAGCAGGUGGACAGGAUCAUCCUCCAGCUGAACCGUUACUACCCACAGAUUCUUACCAACAAGGAGGCGGAAAAGUUCCGGAACCCCAAGGCAUCCUUGCGUGUGAGGCUGUGUGACCUCCUGAGCCACCUGCAGCGGAGCAGUGAGCGGGACUGCCAGGAGUUCUACCGAGCCCUGUAUAUCCAUGCCCAGCCCCUGCACAGCCGCCUGCCCAGCCGCCACGCUCUGCAGAACUCAGAUUGCACAGAGCUAGACUCGGGCAGCCAGAGCGGCGAGCUGAGUGACAGGGGUAACACCUCCCUGCUGCCCCUCCCUCUCUUUCCCUCUCUCUUUACCCUCCCCAGGGCUCCAUCUCCACCUCAGGGGCUUCUCCACCCCAAGUCUGGCUCCAUUCUUGGCCUUCUGUUGGUGACAGACCCCCUAAGGUGCUUGCUUGGGGGCUCUUCAGGCAGCACCUCAGCCUGGCACCCCCACUCCCCUGCGCAGCCCCCGGGCCUCAGGACCCCACCCCUCUGAGGCCCAGGGGAGCCCUGUUCAUGCUGGUUUCUCCCCAGGACCCAUGAGCUUCCUGGCUGGCCUGGGCCUUGCUGUGGGACUGGCCCUGCUCCUGUACUGCUAUCCACC
This is a messenger RNA of Symphalangus syndactylus (siamang), 997 nucleotides long. It is a transcript of the gene CARD19, whose product is annotated as caspase recruitment domain family member 19. Lineage: Eukaryota; Metazoa; Chordata; Mammalia; Primates; Hylobatidae. The record is from RefSeq and is a predicted model, not a curated record. Gene Ontology annotation, cellular component: mitochondrion.